AUGGUAGUCGGUAGUGAUAUCCUACCGAAAAUACUAGUCCCAGGCCUUAAAAACGACAUCGGUGGAAGCCUCAUAGCCCAGAAUACCAUCUUUGGAUGGAUUUUAAGCGGACCUGUAGCACAAUCGAUUACAUCACUCAGUACGCAAGUAAUCGAGACCAUGGUCGACCCCUUAGGUGAUCUGCUGAAGAAAUUCUGGGAACAAGAAGAAGUGUCAGGAGCCCAGACACAGACGGAUGAAGACACCAUCUGCGAGGACCUCUAUCGAAAUACCACGUACCGGAGAAAUGACGGUCGAUAUGUGGUAAAACUCCCCUUCAAACCGGAAUUUCCCAACACGAUGGCAUUAGGACACUCAAGACUCUCAGCUCAGCAGCAAUACAUCAGCAUCGAACGAAACCUUGAGAAAAAACUGGAUCUCCAAAAAAUCUAUGCAGAGGUCCUAGAAGAGUACCAAACACUUGACCAUAUGGAGCGAACGAAUACCCAAGAAAUUAUACGGGACGGCAAAUACUUCUCAUUCUCUCUGCCACAUCACGCAGUAAUAAAACCCGAUAGUAAAACCACUAAAGUCCGAGUGGUAUUCAAUGCGUCUAAACUCUCUCACUCAGGUCUCUCCCUAAACGACGUACUGCAUACAGGACCCAUACUGCAAAACGAUCUUAUGCUCAAUACUCGUCUUCCGCAAGUGCCGCUUAUGCUGCCGCCCGCAUUCCGUACGAUACUGUCGUGCUUUCCUGGCGAUGACGCCCGACGAGAGGUACGAGUCUGCAAAGGCACAUCGCUAUUGCAUUAA
Molecule: messenger RNA, 795 nt
Organism: Ceratitis capitata (Mediterranean fruit fly)
Lineage: Eukaryota; Metazoa; Arthropoda; Insecta; Diptera; Tephritidae
Exons: 2
Coding region: 1-795 (264 amino acids)
Source: RefSeq, a predicted model, not a curated record